Guillardia theta CCMP2712 is the source of this 3318-nucleotide messenger RNA. Its product is annotated as leucyl-tRNA synthetase, PPC-targeted. Gene Ontology annotation, biological process: leucyl-tRNA aminoacylation. The record is from RefSeq and is a predicted model, not a curated record. Gene Ontology annotation, molecular function: leucine-tRNA ligase activity; ATP binding; aminoacyl-tRNA deacylase activity. The transcript has 18 exons. Bases 1 to 3318 code for a protein of 1105 amino acids. Lineage: Eukaryota; Cryptophyceae; Pyrenomonadales; Geminigeraceae.
AUGCUCCUGCUCCUGUUGUUCCUGCCCCUGCCCCUGCCCCUGCUCCUCUUCAGCGUCCUCGUCCUCCGCCUCUUGCUCGCCCAGAAGCGAUGGGAGGAGGAGAAGGCGUUCGAGAUGGACGCUCCUGCUCCUGGCUCGGCAGCUCCAGAGCAGGAGAAGCACUUCGUUACCUUCCCCUACCCCUACAUGAACGGCCUCCUUCACUUGGGCCACACCUUCUCGCUCUCCAAGACAGAGUUCUCCAUGGGGUACGAGAGGCUCAAGGGCAAGAAGACGCUCUGGCCGUUUGGCUUCCAUUGCACGGGCAUGCCGAUCCAGGCGGCAGCAGACAACUUGAUCAGUCAGGAGGAGGAGAAGGAGGCGGAUGCUGAGGCUUCAAAGGAGGAGGAGGAAGCAGAAAUGGACCCGACCAAGUUCAAGGGCAAGAAGAGCAAGGCAGCUGCGAAGAAGGGCAAGGGAAACCAAUGGCAGGUGUUGGAGUCGAUGGACAUUCCUAGAGAAACUAUCCCUCGCUUCGUCGAUCCUGUCUACUGGCUUCAAUACUUCCCUCCCAUCGCCAAGCAGGACUUGAUUGAGAUGGGCGUGAAGGUGGAUUGGAGGAGGUCGUUCAUUACCACCAACGUCAACCCCUACUACGAUUCUUUCAUUCAGUGGCAGUUCCACAAGCUCCGCAAGCUCGAGAAGGUUUCUUUCGGCAAGCGUUACUCCAUCUUCUCCCCUAUCGACAACCAGAUCUGUGCAGAUCAUGACAGAGCUACUGGCGAAGGAGUUGGACCGCAGGAGUACGUCCUCAUCAAGAUGGAGAUUCUUACCUUGCCCCCGGCGCUGCAGCAAGUUGAUUCCACUUCCUCGUUACCAUCCUGCUCCUCCUCCUGCUCUUGUUCCUCUCUCCUCCUCGUCCUCCUGCCUCCCUCUCCUCUUCCGCUUACUCGCACGCAGCUCGAGGGCAAGAAAGUUGUUCUCCUCGCCGCUACUCUCCGUCCCGAAACCAUGUACGGGCAGACCAACUGCUGGGUCCUCCCCCACGAGAAAGAUGCCAUCGUCGGGGAGCGGGCGGCAAGGAACAUGGCCUUCCAGGGGCUGACGCCGGAGGUAACGAGGCAGCAGCGGGUUGAAAGAGCUCGUGACGUCCUGCUGGCAGUUCGGCGAGGUCAGGGAAGUGAUGAGAGUGCGAGGAAGAGACCUGGUGGGACUCCCGCUCAGUUGUGCCCCAUCUACACCCUCCCCAUGCUCACCAUCUCCAUGAAGAAGGGAACGGGUGUCGUGACCUCGGUGCCAUCGGACGCGCCGGACGACUACCAGGCGCUGAUGGACCUCAAGAACAAGCCGGCGCUGAGGGAGAAGUACGGGGUCAAGGACGAGUGGGUCCUGCCCUUCGACCUCAUCCCCAUCAUCGAGAUCCCCUACAAGCGCGACGACGCGCCGGAGGGAGCCGAGCCCGAGCUGACGGACCUGGCGGCUAAGGUGGCGUGCGAGGAGUACAAGGUGGCUUCACAGAAUGACAAGGAGAAGCUGGUGCUUGCCAAGGCGAAGACGUACAAGCUCGGGUUCUACGAGGGGAAGAUGACCAUCGGAGACUUCAAGGGGAUGCCCGUGCAAGAGGCGAAGAACAGGGUGAAGGCUCAGAUGCUCGAGGAGAACAACGCGUACUCGUACGCUGAGCCGGAGAAGGAGGUGAUGUCUCGGUCCGGCAACGAGUGUGUGGUGGCCCUGACGGAUCAGUGGUACAUCAAGUACGGAGAGGAGGAGUGGAGGAAGCAGGUGGAAGAGCAUCUGCAGAAGGACCUCAACUGCUACUCAGACGACACCAAGUCCAAGUUCGAGGCAGCUCUGAGCUGGCUGGGGGAGUGGGGCUGCUCCAGGUCGUUCGGUCUGGGGACGCUGCUGCCAUGGGACAAGCAGUUUGUGAUCGAGUCUCUCUCUGACUCCACCAUCUACAUGGCCUACUACACCUUCUGCCACAUCCUCCACCAGGGCCCCUUCGACGGCUCCGUGCCCGGGCCCGCUGGCGUCGUCGCCAAGGAUCUCACAGAGGAGGUCUGGGACUAUAUCCUGCUGGACGGGCCCCAGCCCAAGGACAGCAAGGUGCCGCAGGAGACGCUGGAGAGGAUGAAGCAGGAGUUCAACUACUGGUACCCCGUCGACCUGCGCGUGUCCGGUAAGGAUCUGAUUCAGAACCACCUUACCUUCUUCCUCUACAACCAUGCCGCCAUCUUCCCCAAGAAGCACUGGCCCCGUUCCAUCCGCACCAACGGCCACGUCCUGCUCAACAACGAGAAGAUGUCAAAGUCGACCGGCAACUUCAAGACCCUCAAGCAGGCGAUCGGCGAGUACUCGGCUGACGGCAUGCGAUUCGCGCUGGCGCUGGCGGGCGAUGGCAACGAGGACGCAAACUUCGAGCAUGACGUGGCGAACGCGGCGAUCCUGAAACUGACCAACGAGCUUCAGUUCGUGGAGAAGUCGCUGACUGAGCUGGACAAGAUGAGGACGGGAGAGCUCGACCUCUUCAUCGACAAGAAUUUUGACAACGAGAUCAAUCGUCUUGUCAAGUCGGCGGACGAGUGCUACCGCCGCAUGCAGUUCCGCGAGUCGGUCAUCGAAGGCUGGGACAAGCUCCAGAACGCGCGGGACAAGUACCGCGCCAUGGCCGGGCCCAUCGGCAUGCACGCGGAGCUGAUCAAGAAGUUCAUCACGUGCCAGACGCUCGUGAUCGCUCCCAUCUGCCCUCACUACUCCGAGUACGUGUGGGGGCUGCUGGGGCACAAGGAAAGCGUCAUGGAGGCUCGCUGGCCGGAGGUGGGAGACGUCGACCCGCUGCUGGUGCGCAUGAACAGCUACUUUGACAAGACGCUGUCGGACAUCCGAGCCAAGACCGACAAGGCGCGAGCCAAGAAGGCCGUGGCCAAGGCGACCGUCUACGUGGCCGACGAGUUCCUGGACUGGCAGCAGGCGGCGCUGAAUGUGCUGAGGUCGGACUUCAAGAAGAACAUGAUGAGCUUUCCCGAGCUCGCUCCCUUCAAGGCUCAGACUAAGGUCCUCAUGCCCUUCGCCGCCUUCUCCAUCGACGAGUUCGAGGCCCGUGGACCCGAGGCCUUCGAACUCAAGGUUCCUUACGAUGAAGUUCGUCUCCUCACCGACAGCAUCGAGUAUCUCAAGGGAGAGCUCAGCGUGGAGGAGAUCGAGGUGACCAAGUGGCCUCCUUCAGACCCUGCCGUCCUCAAGAACCUGAGGUAUGAAUGUGCUCUCAUCUCCUCUCGCUCCUCCUCUCCUCUCGCUCCUCCUCUCCUCCCGCUCCUCUCCUCCCGCUCCUUUCUGUAA